This is a messenger RNA of Mauremys reevesii (Reeves's turtle), 413 nucleotides long. Its product is annotated as protein CutA homolog. The record is from RefSeq and is a predicted model, not a curated record. Gene Ontology annotation, biological process: response to metal ion. The transcript has a single exon. Gene Ontology annotation, molecular function: copper ion binding. NCBI's taxonomy places the organism in Eukaryota, Metazoa, Chordata, Testudines, Geoemydidae. Bases 30 to 413 code for a protein of 127 amino acids.
GCAGGCAGGUGCUGUUGCUGUCCCUGUUGAUGGUCUCACUGCUCCGAACUGUGUAUCAGCGUUUCUUCUCCAUGGCGGCUGAAGCCUAUACCCCAGGGAGCCUGUCAGCUGCCUUUGUCACCUGCCCCAAUGAGAAAGUGGGCAAGGAGAUUGCAAGGGCGAUGGUGGAGAAGUACCUGGCUGCCUGUGUCAACAUCAUGCCUCAGAUCACAUCCCUAUACGAGUGGAAGGGGAAGAUCGAAGAGGACAGGGAGGUGCUGCUGAUGAUCAAAACCCGGAGUUCCCAGAUCCCAGCGCUGACCGACUUUGUCCGGUCGGUGCACCCAUACGAAGUAGCAGAGGUGAUUGCGCUGCCCAUCCAGCAGGGAAAUGCACCAUAUCUGCAGUGGGUUGGGGAGACUGUGCCAGAGUGA